Messenger RNA from Centruroides sculpturatus (bark scorpion), 932 nucleotides. Its product is annotated as uridine diphosphate glucose pyrophosphatase-like. Gene Ontology annotation, molecular function: metal ion binding; UDP-sugar diphosphatase activity. The record is from RefSeq and is a predicted model, not a curated record. Lineage: Eukaryota; Metazoa; Arthropoda; Arachnida; Scorpiones; Buthidae. Gene Ontology annotation, biological process: ribose phosphate metabolic process; nucleoside phosphate metabolic process. Bases 151 to 795 code for a protein of 214 amino acids. The transcript is spliced from 5 exons.
UCUUCCGACGUUCAAUCGAUAAAAUUCCGGUUAGAGAUUAUAUGACGUAGUAUUGUAAACAUUUGUAGGUUUGUUAUCGUUUCUGGCCAAUUCGGUCGAUGUUAUAUAAUAAAUAAAAUAAAAUACGAAUAUUUAAUAAAAUCAUAAAUAAUGGAUCGUAUAGAAGAUGUAAGCAUUGUCGAGUGCGAAGAUUCUUUCUAUAUUAAACCAGCGAGAAUGAUUUAUACUCAGAAUGGAAUAAAGAAAAACUGGGAUUUGAUGAGGACUCAUGAUAGUGUGGCUGUUGUUAUAUUCAAUAUUGAUAAGAAAAGUUUAGUCUUUGUCAAGCAGUUCCGACCAGCUGUUUAUUACAGAGGAAUACCUCUUGAUGAAUGUAAAGAUCUCAUUGAUACAAAAAAAUAUCCUGGAACACUUGGCGUGACAUUAGAGUUAUGUGCUGGUAUUGUAGAUAAAGACCAGUCUUUAGAAGAAAUUGUAAAAGAAGAAAUGUGGGAAGAGUGUGGUUUUGAUGUGCCAUUAUCAAACAUAGAAAAAAUUACAUCAUUUAGAUCUGGAGUAGGGAUUACUGGUUCACUGCAAACAUUGUUUUAUGCUGAAGUGACAAAUGCUAUGAAAACUCACCAGGGAGGUGGAAACAGUCAGGAGGGAGAGUAUAUCGAAGUAAUUGAAUUGCCUUUAUCAGAGGCACAUCAGUUGAUUUAUGAUGAAAUGGUUCCAAGACCAGUAUCAUUGCUAUUUGCACUUAUGUGGUUUUUUGAUAAAAAAAUUAAUUUUAAGCAUCUUCCAAAACUAUAAUAAUUAAUAUAUUAGUAUUUUUUUUAUGUAAUAUAUUUGUAAAUAUUAAUGUAAAAUUAAAAAUUAUAUAAAUAUAAUUAAAUCAAAUGUUUACUAAUUACUAAGUCCUGUAUUUCACAAUAAAUUUUUUAUUUAAA